Molecule: messenger RNA, 5017 nt
Organism: Drosophila ficusphila
Lineage: Eukaryota; Metazoa; Arthropoda; Insecta; Diptera; Drosophilidae
Gene: cv-d
Exons: 15
Coding region: 525-4952 (1475 amino acids)
Biological process (GO): lipid transport
Molecular function (GO): lipid carrier activity
Source: RefSeq, a predicted model, not a curated record
AUUAUAAUUUUCUUAAAAGCCUAAGAAUUUUGUAAUCACGAUCUUCAAAAAUGUAGCAUUUUAGAAAGUCAGGUAACUUAAAAUCGGUGAUACUUUGUGCUGGUGCACCCAGCAAAAUCUAUUUAUAGGACAGCAUCGAAGAGUAGUCCAUAAGAUUGUAAGAGAGCCAGCCAAGCUGCUCUUUGCGAUGAUGAUGCUUAUCAGCAGCAGAACCUCCAGCAAGGCCAGCAAUCCCCGGCUGUUAAGUCCGCUCGCAGCCUCAGUCUGAGUUUGGAUUGGGAAUCGAGAAGACGUUGAGCUGUGUUUCGGGAAUUAGACGCGUUGGCGAUAAAGAAGGAAAAGCGGCGGCUUCUUUGAAACAUCUGAUAAUACAUAGUCGCGUUUGCAUAUAUAUAUAAUAUAUAUUAUAAAUAUAUAGAUUCCCUUAUAUUACAACACUGAAUCGAAAUCUGUGCGGCAAGUGAAAACCGUCGGGAAAUCUGUGUGAAGCCGAGUGCCACGACCUCGGAAGGAAGCAGCAGGCCAUGAGGCGACUCAAGUGUUCCGUGUUUGUGUAUCUAUUCCUGAUCUUUGACGCCGGCCAUGCCUUCAGCAUCAUUGGCCUCAACAAACAGAUGCUCUACGAGUACGUGGGCAAUGUCCUGGUGGGCGCGAAGCCCCAGGACGAGGGACACGCUGCACCGCCCACCACCGGAUGGAUAGUGCGGGGCAAGCUGACGCUCCAGCGGCAAAGCGAACUGGUCAUGGCUGCAGCGUUGGUCAUCGACGAUGUAACGCUGAACAACUCCGGCGAGAAGUUCCUGCAGAACAAGGAGAUGUACCCGCCCUACAAGCCCUUCAAGAUCGUCCUCACCAAGGAGGGCGCCAUCUCGCAUGUGGUCUUCAAGGAGGCCGAUCCCAUAUGGAGCAUGAACUUCAAGCGGUCCAUUGCGUCGGUGCUGCAGUUCCAGAUGAAGUCCAGCGGGGCAUUCGUCGUGGAUGAGCUUGGCAUUCACGGCACCUGUCGUACGGAGUACUUUGUGUCCAACAGGACCAACUAUAUCUCCAUCCGCAAGACGCCAGAGCUGAAGACCUGCAUUCCUUACUCGGAGGCGGUGCACAUCACCCGGAGCAACGUGCCGCCAAACACUUGUGAGUUCGACCACCAGAAGAGCGUAAUCAUUGGCAACGAGGCUGUGUAUGGAAUGCUGCCGCACAACGAGACGGGAUACUUCCUGAGUAUGGCCCACUCCAAGGGCACCACCCUGAUCCACACCUUCGAGUCGACGGGCGAGGCGCAGUUUAUCAACUCGGAGCUGCUGCUGAACUUUAUCAACGAGACUCCCAUCGACAAUCCCAUCGAUAUUGAAACCUCAAUGGCAGCAGAGCCUUCUCAUUUGGAGUUGCAACCACUGGAUCCCAGUGAUCCCACUGGCGGUCGAAAUCCCCAGCAGCAGGAGACACUGAUUGUACAGGCGGGCGCACUUCUAGACAGCUUGGCCGAGGGUCUCGAGACCACUGAGUUCAAGUUCUCCGAACCAUACGAUUCCACGCUAUCCGAUGUGAUCAAGCUGCUCAGCGAAAUGGACUUUAAUUCGCUGACAAAACUCUACAGGGAGGUGGACAUCGGCACCUCCUACCGCCAGGAGACCAUCCGCAACAUCUUCCACGAGAUCAUUCCGCGCAUCGGAACCAAAGCCUCCGUUUUUCUCACCCACCAUCUUGUGCUGAACAAGUUGACCAAGCCGCAGGUGGCGGUGCAACUGCUCAUUCCCAUGCCCUUCCACAUCUUUGAACUCUCGGCUGAGCUGGUGCAAAAGUGCGAGGGCUUCCUCAAUAUCGGACCAGGUCGUCCGGAUGUGCGGCAGGCCGCGAUCCUCAGCUUCGCCACCCUCGUCCACAAUGUCUAUGUGGCCAAGGGAAUUGACAAGGAGAAGUUCGAGGAGUACGUGCAAAAGUACUUUAACGCCUAUUUAAACGAUCGCGACUUCGACCAGAAGAUGCUGUACUUGCAGGGUCUGAACAACUUGCAGCUGGGCAACGUCGCCAACUAUCUGGAGCCCAUCGUUCAGGAUCCCAAUGAGCACGAGGACCUCAAGUUUCAGGCCGCCUGGACGACUCUUGCCUUGGCAGAUCGGCGAGCAGAGCGGAUAUACGAGGUCUACUGGCCGAUCUUUGAGUCGCGCAACGCCAGCUUGGAGCUUCGAGUUGCCGCCGUAACCCUGCUACUGAUCUCCAAUCCUACGGCUGCCCGUCUGAUCAGCAUCCAUCGCAUCAUCCAGAGCGAAACGGACCCCCAUAUGAUCAACUACUACAGGACAACGGUGACGAGCAUUUCCGAGACAACUUAUCCCUGCUACCAACACUUACGCCGCCUUCUGUCCUAUAUGCACCGUCACCUGCCCAAGAAACCGGAGCCACGCUACUGGGUCACAGGUAACUACAUCUUCGACUAUCGGGACUCCAAGUUCGGAAUUGGCGCAAUGAUGCAGGUCUUCCUUGUGGGCGAUCCCAAGUCGGAUAUGCCAGUGGUGGCAUUUUUCAAGUUCGACACCGAAGCUCUGGGCAAAUUCACGGGUCAGCUGGCGCUGUACAUCAAGGCACGUGGUCUGCCGGACACCAUCCUGAACAAGAUGCAGUCGCGCAACAGCAGCGAUCCGUUCACCUUCAAGAGCCUCAAGACACUCCUGGCCAUGCUGCAGGCUCCGAUCAUCAACUCGAAGGACCUGCACCUGGAGUUCAUCCUGCAGAUGGAGGGCAAGACGGUGCUGUCUUACUACCUCAACCAGCGGAUGUUCCAGCAGCUGACCUACGACAACAUUUUGGAGCGAAUGCAGCAGAUCAUCCGGACGGACAGCCACAUCAACAUGCAGACGGUGCGAUGGCCGUUCAUGAAUCGCUACUCCGUGCCCACUGUACUGGGCACCUCCUCCGAUGUCCUGCUGCAGACCACCGUGCUGACCUCGCUGCGUGGCAACAUCACGGAGCAGCGCAGUUCGCCGAUAACCAAGCACACGCUGGAGAUCGACGCUCGGUACUCGUCAUACGCCUCGGUGCGCAGUCGCAGCUACAACCCGUUCCUCAACCUGGACCAUGAGAUCAACCGGGAGCAGGGCUUCCUCAUCUACAUCCCCUUCAGCAGUGAGCUGCAUCUGAACGAGAGCGGCAGCAAGUGCAGGCGCUACUCCUUCUCCAGGCCACAGAACCUGACCAGCGGUCUGUCCUUCAAGUCGCGCUCGGUGACCAGGACCAGGGGUCUGAUCACCAAGACAGCGACAGUGCCCUUCGAGGAGAUUAUGCUGCCCGAAAGGCGAAACGAUGUGGUGCAACUCUUUAGCUAUACAAUGCCGGAUUUGGGAGUGCGUCUGGGCAUGAGCACGAAUCUCAACGAGCUUAUCAAGUACAGAGGAAUGCUACUCAAGUCAGAAUUUACAGAGAAUGGCUUCUCCGGCAACAUGGUGGUCAGCGCCUUAAUGUACAUAUUCGGCUUUACUCAGCUCAGUUCCAUCCACCUGGGCCACGAUCGGAACUUUACCAUGCUCAUGUACAACGAAAAGGCCACCAGAAUCGAGGGCAACUUCUGUACCGAGGAUGUGCUGAAGACGGCGGAUCUUAUGGGCAAGCAGAUUGGCCUAACGUUGGAGCACACAGACCACAUGGAAGAAGCCCACGUUGUGAACGGAACACACCAAACGGAUGCUCUCCACAGGUGGAACAUCACCGUGGACGUGCAGGCUUCGACCAAAUCCAACUGGUUUAAGGUGACCGGCCAAAUUCAGCGCAAUUCCAAGGACGAUGAAGACGACUGGAAGGCCUGCACCAAGUUGACCUAUGAACCGCUGGUGUUCACCAAGCGACCCCACACUCUCAAUGGCAACGUGGCGUUCGGUUUGGCCACGGAGGAGGGCGAGUGCCCGGAGAAGGGCUCCACUGUGCAAUUUGCGGCUAGAGCUGGGCCCUCAGAGCACGCCCGUGCCUUCCUGCGCUCCAACAAGAUCUCACUGACGGACACCGACUUCUGUCCCAAGGAGGUGCUCAAGUUCUCGCCCAUUCCCACGUCCAAGUAUUGCAAGCGCAGCAACUUUGAGAACUUUACCUCUAUAACGCAGUACGACAUGGACCUGAAGUUUAAUAAUAUGCCCGCCUGGUUUGAACUGUGGUCCAACAGAUUGGACCAUCUGGUCUCCGCCUUAUCCGCCGACAAAGUGGACAGUCUGCACAUGAGUCAAGAGAUUAAUAUCUCAAUGCACACGCCUCAAGACCAGUUCCGGUUGGCUGUCGAAGUUAACGGAGCCAAGUGGCGCUUCCAUCAAAUCCCCUUCCUGUACAAACUGGACUCCAAGUUCGAUGCCUCCCACGAGCUCACCUACGUUUCGGGACUCAAACGUUCCUGCUCAGUGAUAAAUGGUCUGAUCAAUACCUUCGACGAUUACUUAGUUGAUCUGCGAGACUAUGCUGUGCAACCGGAAUGCCUCACCCUCCUGGUGGCCGACUGUUCGCCCACGCCAAAGAUGGCAGUCUUCGUAAUCCCAUCACCUGCGGAAGGACCCGGAAACUACGGCUUGCGCGUCCACAUCGGGCAGUUCUACUUCAAUUUUUACCCCCGAACAGACAACAGCAGCCAGCCUUCGGACAAGCCAGUGAUCAUAUAUUUCAACCCGGACCAAACGCCGCACGAUUUGCGCCAGAAGCCAUUCCAGUGGCCCUUCGCAACCAGUGACUAUGAUUUCCGCGUGGAACUGAACGAACAGAAUAUAUUGAUUGUGGAGUGCACGCAGCUGGAUUCGACCAUCCAGUUUGACCUGUACAACAUCCUUAACUUUGAGAUCUACGGCGUUUACAAGCACCAGAUGUGCGGGCUCUGUAGCCAGCCACUCAACCUCAUGCAAAACUACACGAUCUGCGAGCAUCAGGAGAGCACUCCGACGCCCGUUCCGCUGCAGAAUUCCUCCAACGUAGCUGUAGUUGCAUAAGUUUAAUGUGUGAGUUUAUUCUAAAAUAAAAGAGAAGUGGAGCCCAGCGGAGGGAGAACAUGCAA